Hypanus sabinus (Atlantic stingray) is the source of this 1427-nucleotide messenger RNA. RefSeq names its product general transcription factor II-I repeat domain-containing protein 2-like. The coding region runs from base 154 to 756 and encodes 200 amino acids. The transcript has 2 exons. The record is from RefSeq and is a predicted model, not a curated record. Lineage: Eukaryota; Metazoa; Chordata; Chondrichthyes; Myliobatiformes; Dasyatidae.
ACCGCUACAACGUGUUUUUAUCGCUGGCUGUCCAGACGGAAGGUGCUGAAACGCUUUGUCGCGUGUCUGGAAGAAGUGAAAACUUUCCUGGGCAGCAAAGGGCUCACCUUUCCUGAGCUGGAACAGCCAGAGUGGCUGGAAAAGCUACACUUCAUGGUAGACAUGACAGCGCACCUGAACACGCUGAACACAGCUCUUCAGGGGAAAGGACGUACAGCCCUGCACAUGUUGGAGGAUGUUUUGGCAUUCGAGCGCAAGUUGACAGUGCUUGCCAGAGAUUUACAGAAAGGCACUUUGUCUCACUUCCCCAAUUUGAGAGAGUUCAAACAAGGUCACGACAUGAUAAUUUCGGAGUAUUUACAUUCUGCAAUCAUCGCAAUGCAAACAUCGUUUGGGAAACGCUUCUGUGAGUUCAGAGAGGAAAAAAACACAUUAUCCUUCCCGGUCACUCCCUUAAGCAUCGAUCCUUCCCUACUGAAUACGACUGCAUUGGCAGGUGUGAGUCAACCUGAUCUUGAGAUGGAACUGGCCGACAUAGCCGACAAAGACAUAUGGGUGUCCAAGUUUAGACGCUUGACAGCAGACCUUGAAGAUGUUGCCCGUCAGAAGGCCGUUCUUGCUCAGAAACACAAAUGGAGUGAUAUUGAAAACCUCACAGAUGACAGCUUGCGAUCCUGUGUAAAGAUGAAGGUGACAUCAUACAGCCCUGAUGUGCAGACGCUGUGCGCUGAGGUCCAGGAGCAGAAAUCCCAUUAACCAAGAUGACAGCUGGCUGACGUUAUUUUUGGUUUGCUGCUGGCGGAAAAUUUAAGUUUGGCGUUUUUCAUAAAUACAAGAAGGACUCAAAUAGACAUUGAAUAUUUUACUUAAAAGUAACUUUCAACCCAACGUCUUUUUUUCGGAGUUCAAAAUGUUUUUGUUGCAUGCAGAAAUGUAAUUUCGUUUUCUCUGCAGGAGUUCAUCAAUUUCAUAAAUGCAACACAUUAUAGUUUGUUUAUACAUAGCAUAAAGGCAAAAAAAAACGUUGUAUGCAGUGUUAUUUCAUUUUAAAUGUCAAACGGGUUUUGCGGCUCCCAGUGUUUUCUUUUCUGUGGGAAACGGGUCCAAGUGGCUCUUUCAGUGGUAAAGGUUGCUGACCCCUGGCCUAGUGGAAGAAGCUGUCCCAGAGCCUGUUGGUCCUGGCUCUUAUGCUGUGGUACUGUUUCCCAGAUGGUAGCAGCUGGAAUAGAUUGUGGUUGGGGUGACUUGGGUCCCCAAUGAUCCUACAGACCCUUUUUUCACAUCUGUCUUUGCAAAUAUCCUGAAUAGUAGAUAUUGAUGAGCUGGGUUGUCCGCACCACUCUCUGCAGAGUCCUGCGAUUAAGGGAGGUACAGUUCCCAUACCAGGCAGUGAUGCAGACAGUCAGGAUGCUCUCAAUUGUGCCCCU